Apus apus (common swift) is the source of this 1608-nucleotide messenger RNA. Its product is annotated as SRSF protein kinase 1-like. Gene Ontology annotation, molecular function: ATP binding; protein kinase activity. The record is from RefSeq and is a predicted model, not a curated record. The transcript has 12 exons. Lineage: Eukaryota; Metazoa; Chordata; Aves; Apodiformes; Apodidae. Bases 463 to 1608 code for a protein of 381 amino acids. Gene Ontology annotation, biological process: protein phosphorylation; regulation of mRNA processing; spliceosomal complex assembly.
CCAUCUCAGUAGAGCUGUGAAUUUCCCUCUAUAAAUAGUUGCUGUGGAGACUGUGGAGCCACAGCAGGCUGACAGACCUGCUGCCAAGGAAGCUGGGGGAGGCAGGGAGAGGCCAGCAGUAAAGUGAACCCACCGCAGCUGUCCUAGGCCUCCUGCUAUCCCGCAGCCAAGGGUUGUUCCCAGAAGCAGCGCUGUGAUCCGAUACCCUGCCCUGCUCCUCACCACGUCCAUCCCACAAUGCAGAAGAGUUUGGUCUCCCCGGGGCAGCGCAGACUAAAAGGAGAGCAGGACCAGCUGGUAUCUCACUUUGAGGAGCUCCAGAACGAGCCAGAUGACAAAGGGAGCAGCCUGGCCCGCGAGCUGCUGCAGGGAGUAAAGCACUGAAGAUCACAUCACCCGUGCCCCACGACGUUCCCCACUGCCUCUGUCACCUGGUGCCAGGAUCUGCUGCAAGGCUGGGCCAUGGAGGAGCGGGUGCAGGAAGAGGUGCCAGCAGCCCAGCGCACAGGAGGACACCACCCCGUGCAGGAAGGAGAGGUGUUCAACAUGCGGUACCAGGCCCUGCACAAGCUGGGCUGCGGCGCCUUUGCCACCGUCUGGCUGUGCCAGGACAUGAGGAGGAAGAACCAGGUAGCUGUGAAGGUCCUGAAAAGCAGGGAGAGCUUUGCUGAGGCUGCCCAGGAUGAAGUCGCUCUCCUCCACUGUGUGAGCAGUAUGAAGAGGAAGGACCGGGCAGGAGAAAACAUUGUCUGUUUGUUAGAUGACUUCAGAAUGAUUGGAGAGAACGGCUUCCAUGUAUGUUUGGUAUUUGAGGUGCUGGGUCCUUCCCUGCGAUGUCUGAUGGGUAACUACACAGCCCAAGGACUGCCUUUGCCCUUUGUGAAAAAGUCUUUACAGCAGGUGCUGGCAGGGCUGCAGUUCCUGCACCAGCGCUGCCGCAUCAUCCACGCAGACAUCAAACCUGAGAACCUCUUGCUGUAUGGACGCAACCAAAGCCUCCAAAGGCUUCUGCCCAACAUGCUUGACUGCAGCCAGAGAACAGAUUUGAGGAGAAAGGGACCAGAUGGUGAUCUUGGCAGUCGAUUGGAAGAAUCUGAUUUAAUGAGCAUAGAAAUGAAAAUUGCAGAUCUGGGCAGCGCAUGCUGGACAUACAAGCCUUUUUCCAAGGAGAUACAGACCCAGCCAUACCGUGCCCUGGAAGUGCUUCUCGGAUUAGACUAUGGCACCCCUGCAGAUAUCUGGAGCACGGGCUGCCUGGCAUUUGAAAUGGCAACUGGAGACUGCCUAUUUGAUCCUCAACCUGGGAAAUAUUUCUCCAGAGAUGAUGACCACGUUGCUCGUAUUAUUGAGCUCCUGGGAAGAAUUCCUCCUCAAAUUGCUUUGUCCUGGAACAAGUCAACUAAAUUUUUCAGCAGGCCAGGUGCUCUUCUGCGGCUCUCCAGGCUUUCCCCCCGCAGUCUCCACAGCAUCCUGCAGGACCGACACCAGUGGACUCGAGAGGCGGUGGCUCCCUUCGCCGGCUUCCUCCUGCCCGCGCUGCACUACUCGCCCCAGCGCCGCGCCACAGCGGCCCAGUGGCUGCGGCACGCCUGGCUGAGCGCCCCGUGA